Messenger RNA from Salvia splendens (bonfire salvia), 1787 nucleotides. RefSeq names its product cytochrome P450 81C13. The transcript is spliced from 2 exons. Bases 32 to 1669 code for a protein of 545 amino acids. Gene Ontology annotation, molecular function: monooxygenase activity; heme binding; oxidoreductase activity, acting on paired donors, with incorporation or reduction of molecular oxygen. The record is from RefSeq and is a predicted model, not a curated record. Lineage: Eukaryota; Viridiplantae; Streptophyta; Magnoliopsida; Lamiales; Lamiaceae.
ACUAUUUUAUCCCAAGUUGAUAGAAAAAUAGAUGAGGAAAGAUUCAUAUCAACCUCCCCCACUCAAUUACUAUGAUUUUUUUAUAAUCCAACUGCAAAAUUCAAUUAUUUACAAAAAAACUAAUCACUCUCCUCGCCUUCUCUCUAUGGAUCACCAGACCUGUUUUGUGUUGCUAUUGCCACCCUUCAUCUUCACCCUCUUCAUCCUCAAACACUUGUCAUCCCAUCAAAACCAAAACCAAAACCAAAACCUACCACCAUCUCCGCCAUCCCUACCACUAAUCGGCCAUCUCCACCUCCUCAAGAAGCCCAUCCACCUCACUCUAGCCUCUCUCUCCUCCCACCUCGGCCCCAUCUUCUCUCUCCGCUUAGGCUGCAAAUCCUUCCUCAUAAUCUCCUCUCCCUCCGCCAUCGAUGAGUGCUUCACCACCAACGACGUCGUCUUCGCCAACCGCCCCUCCUCCCUCUCCGGAGACCACCUCACCUACAACUACUCCGCCUACACGUGGUCCCCCUACGGCCAGCUCUGGCGGAUCCUCCGCCGCCUCACUGUCGUCGAGCUCUUCUCCUCGCGCAGCCUCCAAAGAUCCGCCCAUAUUCGAGAGGAGGAGAUGCUUCGAGUUCUACGGCGGCUGCGGAAGGAGAGCGGGAGGAGAGUUGAUCUGAAUAGCUUGAUCUCCGCCUUCAGCUUCAACGUCGUGAUGAGAGGUAUCGCCGGGAAACUGUGUGUUGGGGAGGAGGAGAUCGGGGCGGAGGCGGGAAGGGAGAUUCUGCGAUCGAUGCGUUGGAUGUUCUCGCCUACCGUGUCGUUAGGUAUGUGUGAUUACUUUCCGAUUUUGAGAUGGAUUGGCUACAAAGGGCUGGAGAAGAACGCAGUGUUGAUGCAGAGGAAGAGGGAUGAGUUUUUGCAGGCCAUGGUCGAUGAAAUCAGAGUGAAAAGUGGCGGCGCCACGGCGGAGGAGGGGAAAAGGAGAAACGGCAAUUUGAUUGAACGUCUACUGUCGGUUCAAGCGUCGGAGCCUGAUCUCUACAACGAUGAUAUCAUAAAGAGUAUUUUAGUGGUAAUGCUGGCGGCCGGAACAGAUACCUCUGCCUUGACAAUGGAAUGGGCCAUGUCGAAUCUGCUGACUCAGCCCCACGUGCUGCAAAAGCUACAACAAGAGAUAGACGAAAACAUAGGCCAUGAUGGCCUGAUCAACGACGCCGAUCUUCCAAAGCUCCCGUAUCUCCGUUGCGUUGUCAACGAGACUCUGAGACUGCACCCUGUGGCUCCGCUGCUCAUACCCCACCUCUCGUCUGAGGAGUGUAGGGUCGGGGGGUAUGACAUCCCCCGGGGCACCAUCCUGCUGGUGAAUGCCUGGGCCGUGCACCGCGGCCCAGGGCAUUGGGAUGAGCCGGAGAAGUUUUAUCCGGAGAGAUUUGAGGGUUUGGAGGCUGAGAGGGAAGGGAGCCGGUUCUUGCCGUUUGGGAUGGGGAGAAGGGCUUGCCCCGGGGCGGCCAUGGCCCUGAGGACGGUGUCGUUGGCGUUGGGUGCGUUUGUGCAGUGUUUCGAGUGGGGAAAGGGGGAUGUUGAGGUUGAUUUUGGGGUGGAUUUGGGUGUUACCUUGCAUAAGGCAAAGCCUCUUGAGGCUGUUUGUGUUGUGAGGAAUGAAGCAGUGCAUCUACUUUAGAUCCACGAGUUGGAUUGAUCAUCACUUUGAUUGAGGACGUUGUGUCUUUUAUCUUCUUUGAUUUGAUUUGGUUUGGUUUGGUUUGUGUUGUGAUAAUCCAAGAGUUAAAUUCAACUUA